CUUUGGCUCUUGACUUUUUUUUAUAACACAAUACAAUGAGGGAAUUGAAAGAAUCGAAAAGGUACUUGCAUUGAUGCUGGUCUUGAUCGACGGACAAUGGCGAUGGUGGCGGCGGUGGCGGCAAUGGUGGCAGAGGCGGGGUCGGCGACUUCAGCCGCGUUCUUUUCCCCAGCGACAGCGCAGCAGUGGACCUUGCGCAGCUCUCCGCGCUGUGCUUCGGCGGCAUCCCCGACGGCGUGCGCGGGCUGCGGUCAAUCUGCUGGCGGCUGCUGGCGGGCAGCCUGCCGGCGGACCGGCGCUGCUGGGCCUCGGCCGCCGCGGCCGGGCGGCUCGCGUACUCCGACCUUGUGCACAGCUUAUGGGAAGCGCGGGCGGCCGCUGGCGCUGAGGUCGCGCAGGUGCGCGCCGACGCUGAGCUCGCGCAGGCACUGGGCGGCGGCGCCGCGCCGGCGGCUCUUGCCGGCGCCGACGCGUGGACGCACGCCGACGCGAUGGCACGCGUCCUGGUGGUGUACGCGCGCUUCAACCGCGGCAGCGGCUACGCGCAGGGGAUGAACGACGUGCUGGCGCCGCUGUACUACGCGUGCGCGGCAGACGCCGGCGGCGACGCCGAGGCGGCGGCAUUCCACCUGCUGGUGCGCGUGCUGCGCGGCGCCCACCUCGACUUGUUCGUCGCCGCCAUGGACGACGACGGCGCCGGGCUGCGCGCUGCGCUGCGCCGCUGGUGGGCGUGCGUGCAGGCGGCCGAUGCGGCGCUGUGGGCGCGGCUGCGGCGCUGCGGCGUGCGGCCGGAGCACUUUGCGCUGCGGUGGCUGCUGGUCUGCGGCGCGCGCGAGUUUGCGCUGCCCGACGUGCUCGCGCUGUGGGACGCGCUUCUGGCCAACGCCGCGCGCAUAGCCGCCGGGCCAGCCGCCGCCGGGCCAGCC
This is a messenger RNA of Kickxella alabastrina, 926 nucleotides long. RefSeq lists its product as uncharacterized. Bases 97 to 555 code for a protein of 152 amino acids. The record is from RefSeq and is a predicted model, not a curated record. The transcript is spliced from 3 exons. NCBI's taxonomy places the organism in Eukaryota, Fungi, Kickxellomycota, Kickxellomycetes, Kickxellales, Kickxellaceae.